UUUCGUUCUGUCAUUGCUGUUGAAGGUAAAAUAACCCAACUCUUUAGAUUGAUUUACACAUUCGUAGACAUGUCCUCACGUUAAUACCAAAUGCCGUAUGCUUAACAGCUUUAUAACAUUCAUGCCUUUAAGUGGGACCUUUUAUCCUCUAUGGAUACUGCGAGAACGGUACGUUGAAGAUGUACCUGGUUCAGCACAAGUCCAACGUUACCAUGGAGAUCCAGGAGACGCUCUUCCGCAUAGGACUUGACAUCGCCAAGGGCAUGGAGUACUUAGCUGGGAAAGGGAUAACUCACCGACGGCUGGCGGCACGUAACAUCUUGUCGACAUUCUUGAACGAGGUUAAGAUAUACGGAUUCGGACCUCAACCAGAAGAAGAGGGUGACGCGGAUGCAGGGAGCGGCAUGAAGGAGAGAAUUCCAAUUAAGUGGAUGGCGCCGGAGUGUAUGUCGUCAACGAAAAAUGCAGACAAGGAAAGUGACGUGUGGUCGUUUGGCGUGGCCUCUGGGAAAUGUUUUUCUCUUGGCGAGACCCCGUACGAGAACGUGAGAAGCCGAGACCUGCCAGACAGACUGAAGAAAAAUGUUCGUUUGCAGAAACCGGAACAGUGUGAUGACGUAUGGUACGGCGUGAUGACCAAAUGCUGGGAUUAUCAGCCAAAGAAGCACCCGACGUUUGCUGCAAUCAGAAACGAGCUGGACACAAUGUUUGUUGCCUCCCCUGGCGAUGACUACUACUAUUAUACACGCUAGAAGAGUUAUUAUUACUUCUACAGACUCAAACAGUAAUGUUAUCACGCAUGUUAUCA
Messenger RNA from Dreissena polymorpha, 808 nucleotides. RefSeq names its product tyrosine-protein kinase Fer-like. Bases 180 to 752 code for a protein of 190 amino acids. The transcript is spliced from 5 exons. The record is from RefSeq and is a predicted model, not a curated record. Gene Ontology annotation, cellular component: signaling receptor complex. Lineage: Eukaryota; Metazoa; Mollusca; Bivalvia; Myida; Dreissenidae. Gene Ontology annotation, molecular function: transmembrane receptor protein tyrosine kinase activity; ATP binding. Gene Ontology annotation, biological process: protein phosphorylation; multicellular organism development; cell surface receptor protein tyrosine kinase signaling pathway.